Messenger RNA from Trichomonas vaginalis G3, 204 nucleotides. RefSeq lists its product as uncharacterized. Lineage: Eukaryota; Parabasalia; Trichomonadida; Trichomonadidae. The record is from RefSeq and is a predicted model, not a curated record. Bases 1 to 204 code for a protein of 67 amino acids. The transcript has a single exon.
AUGUAUGGGGAUGAGUUGCGUGGUGUCUGUGUUAAUAUUCCAGAUUAUUUAGUUAAAUCUAAAUAUUCACCACAAAAUAUGAUUCAUUUUACAAAUGUUUUCGAAGAUAAAUUCAAGAAACUCACAUAUGAAACAGGUGAAGAUAUUACAACAUUCUAUGAAGCCGUUAAAGAUGUUCUUAAAGCAUGGAGAAUAGAAAACUAA